Messenger RNA from Penicillium longicatenatum, 1014 nucleotides. RefSeq names its product acyl-CoA thioesterase. The record is from RefSeq and is a predicted model, not a curated record. Lineage: Eukaryota; Fungi; Ascomycota; Eurotiomycetes; Eurotiales; Aspergillaceae. The coding region runs from base 1 to 1014 and encodes 337 amino acids. The transcript is spliced from 2 exons.
AUGCGGAGCCUCGCAUCAUCUGCGGCGUCGCUCGCAUCAUGGCGAACUCUGGCCUUGAUUUUGGCCAUCAUCAAUCUGAAAAACCUCCCGUUUGCCUGGCAUUUCCGUAUAUUGUAUCAUUUCCUAGGUAACCUACGUUGGAAGCCGAAUGACCCAUUCUUCCCCAAAGGAAAGGCCAUUGUCGAUGCCCAUGGAAACCCGACACAUCCGGUUUUCGUCCCAGUCACCGUCAAAUCACGAACUCCGUUACUCGAGACCGAUUACAACCUGCACAAGUCCAAUAGCACAUAUUUCAGCGACCUUGACGUGGCGCGUACGGCACUCGUGAGCCGAAUCUACAGCCCUGGUGUCGGUCUUACCAGCAAAGAAUUGGAUGAGGAAUUUUUGGCUAAGAGUCAGAAGGAGGGGAAGAAACCUCCGAGACGAUUGCCCAUCAUGAUCGUACUCGGGUCUGUUUACUGCACUUAUAAGCGCGAGAUCAAGCCGUUUGAACUGUAUGAGAUGCAGACCAAGGUGAUUUCAUGGGAUCAGAAAUGGCUGUACACGCUCACGGUGUUCCUGCGACCUGCCAAGAAAGCCGGUGGCGAGAAGACCCUACUGGCCAUCGCCGUGAGCAAGUAUGUGGUGAAGAAGGGUCGACUGACCGUGGCACCAGAGCGAAUUCUACGUGCUGGCGGUUUUCUUCCUGCUCGACCGGCUGGGGUCCAGACACUUGGCACAACGGUAGAUUCGUCUGCGGAAGCAUCUGCCAUUGGCACGCCUGCGAGUGGGGAAGGGAUUACGGCCGCUGGAGGCGUGGAUGGCUCUUUGGUGCGAGAGGUUCUUAAGAUUAGCGCAGACCAACUUCCCGAUGACGAGACCCUUGAGCAGGAGAAGAUGGCCAACUCGGAUUCAUGGAAUUCCGAGGAGUGGCCGUGGGAGCGGAUUGAACAAGAGAGACUCCGAGGACUGCAGGUGGUAGAACCAUAUAUCAACAUUGACAGUAAAUUAGAGCACGAGGUACAUGGUAAAUAG